Messenger RNA from Populus nigra (black poplar), 932 nucleotides. Its product is annotated as ras-related protein Rab11C-like. The record is from RefSeq and is a predicted model, not a curated record. The transcript has 2 exons. Lineage: Eukaryota; Viridiplantae; Streptophyta; Magnoliopsida; Malpighiales; Salicaceae. The coding region runs from base 1 to 651 and encodes 216 amino acids. Gene Ontology annotation, cellular component: endosome. Gene Ontology annotation, molecular function: GTP binding; GTPase activity.
AUGGGUCAUAGAGUGGAUCAUGAGUAUGACUAUCUGUUUAAGAUCGUGCUGAUCGGGGACUCUGGUGUUGGCAAAUCCAAUAUUCUUUCCAGGUUUACCAGAAAUGAAUUCUGCUUGGAAUCCAAAUCCACCAUAGGUGUUGAGUUUGCCACCAGAACUCUCCAAGUGGAUGGGAAGACAGUAAAGGCACAGAUUUGGGAUACAGCUGGUCAGGAGCGGUAUCGAGCUAUCACUAGUGCUUAUUAUAGAGGAGCUGUUGGUGCUCUUCUUGUUUAUGACAUAACCAAGAGGCAAACUUUCGACAAUGUCCAGAGGUGGCUUCGUGAAUUAAGAGACCAUGCAGACUCUAACAUUGUCAUCAUGAUGGCGGGAAACAAGUCUGACUUGAAACAUCUCAGGGCUGUUCAAGAGGAGGAUGGUCAUGCCCUGGCUGAGAAGGAAGGUCUCUCAUUUCUUGAGACAUCAGCGCUAGAAGCCACCAAUAUUGAGAAGGCGUUCCAAACCAUAUUGACAGAGAUCUACCAUAUCAUUAGCAAGAAAGCACUGGCCGCCCAGGAAGUAGCUGCCAAUUCCACAGUUCCUGGUCAAGGAACCACUAUCAAUGUUGCCGAUGCCUCGGGGAACACAAGCAAAGGUUGCUGUUCCACUUAAAGCCACACUUGAGGAGAGCAAUAAUUUUUUUUCUUUUUGGAUUUUUGGCUGAGAGAGGGAGAAGACAUGUAAAUUACUCUUGACCUGGUAAACGGGUAUUUGUUAGAAGUUUCAGGAUGGAUUAUUAUUUCGUGUUUAUUUCUUGUAUUUUACCCUUAAAACUGGUAAACGGGUAUUUGUUAGAAGCGUGGAACUGACUGAUUGCAGGGAUGUAGAGUGUACUGGAAGAAACAGUGGUAUGGAACCAUAUAAUGAGCAAGUAUAUUACGAUCAGUUUGCUA